This is a messenger RNA of Strigops habroptila (Kakapo), 1746 nucleotides long. RefSeq names its product BRCA1/BRCA2-containing complex subunit 3 (gene BRCC3). Gene Ontology annotation, cellular component: BRCA1-A complex; BRISC complex. The transcript has 7 exons. Lineage: Eukaryota; Metazoa; Chordata; Aves; Psittaciformes; Psittacidae. Gene Ontology annotation, biological process: double-strand break repair. Gene Ontology annotation, molecular function: cysteine-type deubiquitinase activity; polyubiquitin modification-dependent protein binding; metallopeptidase activity. Bases 20 to 856 code for a protein of 278 amino acids. The record is from RefSeq and is a predicted model, not a curated record.
GCGGGCGGGCGGCGGCAAGAUGGCGGUGCAGGCUGUGUACUUGGAGGCUGACGCGUUCCUGGUGUGCCUGAACCAUGCGCUGAGCACCGAGAAGGAGGAGGUCAUGGGGCUCUGCAUCGGCGAGGUUGAUACCAGCCGCAUCGUUCACAUCCACUCUGUGAUCAUCCUGCGCCGCUCGGAUAAGAGGAAGGACCGUGUGGAGAUUUCACCAGAGCAGCUUUCAGCUGCCUCUACUGAAGCGGAGAGGUUGGCUGAAAUGACAGGACGUCCCAUGAGAGUUGUGGGCUGGUAUCACUCUCAUCCUCACAUUACUGUCUGGCCAUCACAUGUUGAUGUCCGCACACAAGCGAUGUAUCAGAUGAUGGACCAAGGUUUCGUAGGGCUUAUCUUUUCCUGCUUCAUCGAGGACAAAAACACAAAGACAGGCAGGAUUCUCUACACCUGUUUCCAGUCCAUUCAGGCCCAGAAGAGCUCAGAAUAUGAAAGGAUCGAAAUUCCUAUUCACGUUGUCCCCCAUGAAACCAUUGGGAAAGUGUGUCUGGAAUCAGCUGUAGAGCUGCCCAAGAUCCUUUGCCAAGAAGAGCAAGAUGCCUACAGAAGAAUUCACAGUGUUCACAAAGAACCUCUGCAGCCAGAUGUCAGCCAUCAGUGGGCCUCUCCUUCAGUGGCUGGAGGACAGACUAGAGCAGAACAAACAGCGGGUGCAGGAGCUGCAGCAGGAGAAGGAGCAGCUCCUGGAGGAACUCGCUGCCUUAGAAUGAAAGAGGAAACGCAGACCCUUCAGAAAAGAGACAUGAGAGAAACUCUGCAAGACCUACUCCUGGCUGAAGGGUGGCCUGACAUUGCCUUACAGUGAAGAUGCUAGCAAUGCCUCCUGCCCCAGGCAGCAAAGAGCACUUCUGCAGGAUAAGGGCUUAUCUGCCCCACCUUGACUGAUGGCAAGCAGUGGUAUCUCUCCAGGUGAUGCAUGAUGCAGUGCAGUCACAGCUCAGUGGUGGGGUUGGGCAGCACCUGAAGAGACUUCAGUUCUGGAGGGCACACAUCUAGGGAGCAUGCUGUUUCUCCCUCCCCUGUAUUUUGACAGAAGUCUUAUUGCUUUACAUGUAUUCCGGGAGCCUAGAACAAGAGGGUUAGACAGGAACAGUGUGUCCCUGCAGGCAUAUCUGAUGCUGCCAACUUCUGCCUUCUUUUAGUAGCUUCAGUUGACUGUGAUCUAGUAACAGAUUACUGGUUAUCCACCCAGGCAGGUAGGAGGUGGGAGGGAAGCUUGGGAAGAAACCUGGAAGAACUUUGACAGUAGUUAUCUGUGUUCAGCAUACUUGAAACCAAAUAAAGAAUUCCAAAGCCAGAGCUUUUUGGAGUAGAAAUGUAGUGGAUGCUACAAAGGGCCAGUGCCUGCAUUUUUUUGGACACAGUUUGUAUUCUCUUACUUCAUGUAAUGCUGUUGAUCCUCAGCACUGAGGUUCUCUCUGCAAAAUGGACUGUUUCUGCUGGCUCAGUGGGAGGAGUGUGGUUCCUUCCAGAGGGAAAGAAGAGAACUGAUAGCUGUGCAAGCCUGUCAUUCUUACACACUAAACUUAAUUGCAGAAAUGUUAUUAGAUUGAAGUGGAACAAAGUACCUGUUGCUGAAGUAAGCCUUCAGGUGUUCUUGCUGUUGCAUUUCAGAGUAUCCCCCAUCACAUACACAGUCAUCUGCAUUCUGUUACUUGGGGUCUGUCUCAUGUGAAUGAAGGAGCCAACAGCACA